Messenger RNA from Aspergillus chevalieri, 2472 nucleotides. RefSeq lists its product as uncharacterized. Lineage: Eukaryota; Fungi; Ascomycota; Eurotiomycetes; Eurotiales; Aspergillaceae. The transcript has 14 exons. The record is from RefSeq and is a predicted model, not a curated record. Bases 1 to 2472 code for a protein of 823 amino acids.
AUGGCUUCAUUUCCGAACUCUCCUCUGAAUGCAGAAGAUCUUGAUCAUCAAGUCCCUUUAAUUCGUUUAACAGAGGGAGCUCCAGAUAGUCUUGCUUCAGACUAUAUUGAAUAUACUACAUGCUUACCUGAUUAUCCGAAGACAAGCACCCAUGGAUAUUCCUAUAUUGUUGAGAAGAAAGACUCUUUAAACGGAAAGGAUGGUAUUAAGACAAUUCUUGAUGAGGUGCAAUACUCUAAAGAUGAGAUCUCAAGGAAAAAUAUAUAUUGUGCAUUUUUAAGAGCCCCAGUGCUAAAAGUUCGAUUGAAAUGUUCAGGAGUAAAGAUAUGUGAAUAUCUAUCUUCUGAUUUGAAAUCAAUCACUCAUACAUCAUAUAAUAAUAGCAUCUGGUCUCAAAUGCGGCAAGCACAACAAGCUGUUGAUUUGACUGAGCCAGAUCAAAAUCGAAGGAACACUUACACGUUUUAUCAUUCAGUUCUGAGUCGUUUUGAAAGGCAAAAAGGAUGUCUACAACAACUUGAUACCUGUAGUCCAGGCGUUCAGUACCAUCGGGAACCAGAUGUGAACGGUGAAUUAAUACCCUUUGUUGGAUGUGUUCAUUAUCUUAACAACCCUCGAUAUCAUUUUUACCGCCGGCUUCUAGGAACUCAACUGAAUGUUGAGCUCCUAAAAGGGUUAUUUGACAAUAAUAUCAAUCCCAUGCCAGAAGAAUGUAGUAUGAUACUACAUCAAAAAACAAGGCGCCUAAAAUGUGGGAUUAACCACCCACAAGGAUCUGGAGCCUUACUUAAACUAGGCUGUGAAGUUUAUUUUUAUCUACUGCUUCCUAUUGAUCAAAAAACCUGUCCUUACUAUAUCUUUCUUUCACAAGGUGUUCAUCAACAUCCACCACCACCAUUAACCAAGACCCCAGCACGAAUCAUUCAGUGUCUUGAAAAAAUCAUUUUCAAUACCCUCACACCUGAUAUGACAACAUCCACAUUUUUGAAGUCCCCUGCUCUCCAGCAGUUCUGCCAUGAUAAUAAUGCAUUUACCUUAGCAGAUGUUCAUCAAAGUUUGAAUAACACUGAUCGGGUUACUGCUAUAAUUCAAAGACAGAAGCUUUUACAUUUUCCUGAAGGGCAGCACUAUAAUGGAGUUGCCUUUGAAAUGCAGAUCAAUCCUCAGAUCAAGGAAUAUAUUCAGGCAAAGUACCAAGAUGACAGUGAAUUUAUGUUAAUCUGUGCAUUGAAGGAGCAAUUAGAGCUCCUUUUAACACUCAAGUCAUUUGAGGUUGAUAUGUCUUAUAAGCGGCUCAAGGCUGCUAAAUUAAAUGAAGUUGUUUUUACAACUUAUUUACCAAAUCAUGGCAAAAUUAUUACCUUAGUUCGAGUGUUCACCAAUCAAGAGAGCCCAAUUGGAUACUAUCGACUCUUUAAAAGAGUCUUUCAAGUUAUUGCCAAUGUGACUGGACAAUCAGUUUGCUUCUGGCAUAUCCAUCAAGAAGGCUUUCAAGGAAUUAUUUGUGACAUGGAUAAUAAACAAACUAGUGGGCUUGGAAAGUACUUAUAUGAGCUUGAUCCUUCACGUACUACUGAAGAACAUCUUCGUAGUACUAUAGUCUUUUGCCAGGUCCACUUUCAUCGAAAUAUUGUCAAGGCUGUUGGAAAUCAUCCCAAUCAGCAGGGAGUCCGUCAAAGAAUGGCAGGUUUAUUAACCUGUAAAUGUAUGGACGACUAUUACAAAUUACUUGAUUUAUUGCAAGCACAUGAGACUGAUAAUGCUGAUAAUGUCUUCCACUGGGCACAACACAAGCGAGAUCCAGUAAUUGCAGCUGGGUUAAAUAAGCACUGCUCAUUAAUUCCAUCUGAACAUUGGGAUUUUAUCCGAAACUCAACCAAUACUGCAGAGCAAACUCAUAAUAAAUCCUAUGCCUUUGGAAGACAGCAAUUACUACUGCCUGCAGUAAAAAGUGCCUGGAUUCUUGAUAAGCGAGAUAUUCAACAGUAUCUUGGACGUGAAACCUUCAGUAUAUUUCAUGCCAAUCGGACAACUAAUAUGGAAACCCAUUAUUUGCGUCAUAUGCAACGGGAUUUCUCCCGCAAGCGACAACACUCAUUCAGUUCACCUACUAUGGAUGAUGAUAAUAUUCAAUUACCAAGCACUUCUGGUAUAAUACCACCAUCUUUAAGGAAUGAACAAUCAUCACCUUCAGUAAGACAAUCUUCAAUUCGUGAACGAUCAUGGUCAAGGCAAUCCUCAAGCCGUGGAAGAACUCCAACCCGGUCCUCUUCCUCAGCACUUCGACGGGUUGCUUCUGCAAAUAUAGAAGUUCAACAGGCUCAACUUGAUAUUGAAAAGGAAAAAGUUGAGAUUGAAAGAGAAAGAUUGAAGCUUGAACAAGAACGGGUAAAGCUUGCAAGAGAACAGGCUGAGGUUCGACAACUUGAAUUGCAGAAUUUAGAACGGGAGAGAGAAUUAUACAAAAAAUAG